AAGUUUUCUACCCCUGUCAACCAUCUGCAUAGUGGACCUGAGUACUUAGACACACUAGACACCGAUUCCGAGGCGUCAUUGGAUGCUAUUACUGCCAAAAGGACUCCGCCUAAACAUUCAAGGUCGAAGAAAAAGCUUAUGCCCAUUCCUCCUAACGUGAGGGCUCGACUUCUUAAACAAUCAGGUGCCUAUGGCCGCGUACUUGAUCCACAAGUUAACGCAAAUUCAUCUUGCUGCCUGCCGCUCGGCAUUCUGGACAAAAGUAUCACGAAAUAUCGGGUUGACUCCGCACGGACCGCCGAGGCUCGCAUUUGCCUCCAAGAAUGUAAUCAACCUGGACAACGUUCCUUCUGUCAUACCAGGUUACCGGACUCCAUUGUCGCCGGCGAAAUCAGCUGCCUGUUGUCACUGUCAUAUAACAGACCGUUCCAAUCCGCUUCAACAGUGUGCGCUGCAAAUACGGGCGGAAAGUGGAAAUUCAUGUUCGACUUGCAUCUGGACGCCAUUUAG
Dibothriocephalus latus is the source of this 510-nucleotide messenger RNA. The record is from the annotation of a GenBank genome assembly. Lineage: Eukaryota; Metazoa; Platyhelminthes; Cestoda; Diphyllobothriidea; Diphyllobothriidae.